This is a messenger RNA of Penaeus indicus, 950 nucleotides long. It is a transcript of the gene Taf11, whose product is annotated as transcription initiation factor TFIID subunit 11-like. Gene Ontology annotation, biological process: transcription initiation at RNA polymerase II promoter; RNA polymerase II preinitiation complex assembly. The coding region runs from base 252 to 947 and encodes 231 amino acids. Gene Ontology annotation, cellular component: transcription factor TFIID complex; nucleus. The transcript is spliced from 6 exons. NCBI's taxonomy places the organism in Eukaryota, Metazoa, Arthropoda, Malacostraca, Decapoda, Penaeidae. The record is from RefSeq and is a predicted model, not a curated record. Gene Ontology annotation, molecular function: protein heterodimerization activity; transcription coactivator activity.
CUGGCACUCAGCGUAAACAAAUCGGCUGUUUCACAAAAAUAUUCUUAAAGAAAACGAAACUAAUAGAAAUAAUAUAAAGAAAAGAAAGAAGAAAGAAAAUAGAUCCAGGGGAAAUAGACUAGACAACAGUCUAAAACCCUAUAAAAGAAGAAAGAAGAAGAAAGAAGAAGAAAUCGGUUGUUUGUUGAGGCCUCGGAGCGUCGUGCAGAAAUUUCCACAGGCUUCUGAAAAAGGAUAUUUCGGCUGCAACAAUGGAUGUGACAGACACAGAAGAAUUUUCAGAUGCAGAUAGUGCUACCGGAGAUGCAAGGAAUCGGUCUCUUAGUAUGUCUGAAAGUCACUGUUCUGACUUCUCUGAUGCUGAUAACACAGAUUCCCGAGAUGUGAGUGAUUCUCAGUCCACUCCUCUUGGCAGUGAUCCUCUUGCACAACUUCUUGCAACUCCAGAGCAAGCAGUGCGAGAAUGGACACCAGGACGAGACACAGAUGUUGACGUUGGGGAGAGUGCUGAUAUUCUCCUCCCAAAGCCAGCAACUCCACAACCCAGUAAUAAUAGAUUGGAACGGAAGAAAGAAGGCAAAACCAGAAAAGAACAAGAAGAGGAAGAGAGAGAACGUAUGCAGGUCUUAGUCUCCAACUUUACUGAAGAUCAGCUGGACCGCUAUGAAAUGUUUAGAAGAUCAGCUUUCCCCAAGGCAGCAAUAAAAAGGGUUAUGCAGACUAUCACUGGCUGCUCUGUGUCACAGAAUGUUGUUAUUGCCAUGUCUGGUAUUGCAAAGGUCUUCGUUGGAGAGGUUUUAGAAGAAGCUUUAGAUGUAAUGGAAACUGAAGGAGAAUCUGGCCCAGUACAACCCAAGCACCUACGAGAAGCUGUGCGCCGGGUGAGACGUCGCCCGGGGCAGCACAUUCCAACCAUGAAACAGCAAAGGCCACUGUUCAGAAUUUGAGUG